AUGCCGCUCGGGCCGUUGCAGGCAGUGGCUAGCCCAUGCUGGACGUCCAGGCCGUCACCUGCGCCUGCCUCGCCUGCCUCGCCUGCCUCACCUCCGGGGCCUCCGGGGCCUCAGGUGAGCGGCUCAGAAGAGGCAUCUCCAGAAGGCACUCCUCCUGAGAAAUCCCUUUGCGAUCUGGACACGCAGCAAGUGAAAAUUUACAUGCUGGAAACAAGGACUGGUGAAACAGCUGUGGCAGUUCAGCGCGCAGAUGGAAAGCGGUGGCGUUUUCAGCGAAACUCAAUCGACUUCGAGCUGACAUGCAGCGCAGAUUCUCUCCAGAAGUGGCUGGAUGGCAUGCUCUCAGAGCAGUUGCCUGGGUUGCUGACACUGCUCGUUCAUGAGGUGCAAACCAGGGGAGAGGCCUUGAAGUCUGCCGAGAAGGAGCGAGAUGAGCUGAGGGGCUCGGAGGACUACGAGUUCUUCGGUUUGGAUAGCCAGAACUGUUCCGACAAGGACAUUGAGAAGGCCUAUCGGAAGAAAUCGACUCAGCUCCAUCCAGACAAGGGCGGUGACGAGGAAUCCUUUAACCACAUGCGAGAGAAGUACGAGCAGCUGAAGUCUUUGCGCAAGGAGAAUAAGAGAAAGGAAGGAGGAGGAUCCAUCAAAUGGGAUGCUCGAAGCCGCGAAUCGAUGCUAGGCGCCCAUGGCGAGCUGAGAGAGCAGCUUGUAUGGAUUACUCGCCACUUGACAGACGUGGAGGAAGAACUCAGUGAACUGAAACGUCGUCAGGCUGUCAAGCACAGUCUUACUUGUUGGGACUAUGCGCUUACCUGA
Effrenium voratum is the source of this 816-nucleotide messenger RNA. The record is from the annotation of a GenBank genome assembly. NCBI's taxonomy places the organism in Eukaryota, Dinophyceae, Suessiales, Symbiodiniaceae.